Molecule: messenger RNA, 31858 nt
Organism: Podarcis lilfordi (Lilford's wall lizard)
Lineage: Eukaryota; Metazoa; Chordata; Lepidosauria; Squamata; Lacertidae
Source: the annotation of a GenBank genome assembly
AUGGCUGUAAGUAUCAGUUUAUAAUAUGUUAAUGAAUUACUUAACUGCUUGGGUGGGUAACAUUGGUUAAUAAAAACUGAGUGCCAUGGGGUAUCUUUGCUCUGAAGUGGGUGCUAUGUAAGGCAAUUUCCAGUUACAAAUAAUUUAUGCAGGCCUUUCACAUUUGCUCCAGGAUAUGAUGGUUGAAAAGUUUCAGCGGGUGAUCUGGAACAAAUACCUGAGGGAAAUUAGAACAGUAUGUUCUGUGUUUCUUGCUGUCUGUUCAUCUAGAUUAGGCAGUUCAUAGGAUCAUUUCCAUCACCACACCAAACCAUGAUUAAUGAAACUUAGCUGUAGUUUUAGCAUGAUAUGUGAAUUGAUAAACAACAGUUAUGGUUGUUGCUCUGUCUCCUGAGCCUGUUGCAUCUAGAGAUUAGAUGAAAAACAAAAGCAGUCAGGCAGCUCUAAAGCCAUGGUAUUUUAAAAAUAUAUCAGACUAUGGUUUGCACUCAGACUUUGGUUAGGUAUACCAUAAUUUGAUGUGAUGUCUGAAUUGAAGCCACUGAAGCAUAUGGUUUAGGGGUUGUGAUGUUGCACAUAUCUUUUCUUAGUGUAGUCUUGAGAUAAGCAAUGUCUUUAGGGAGGAGUGAAAUACGUAUUUGUAACUUUUAAAAAACCUCUUGCUCUGAAGCCUAGCAGGAACUCCGACAGACUUGUUGUAGGAGGCACAGCAAGCCUGAAGGUGUUGGCAGUGGCCUUUUAAGCAGAUCACCAGGACAUGCUGUGCAGAACAACUUCUUUUGACUAUAGGGCCAAGAUAUAUUUGAAACACUGGUAAAGAGGAUCAGUUCAAGUUGGCACUGUUUAUACCUAUGACUCGGAGAGACGUCAGCACAAGUAUAGGAGCAGGAAGAAAAACGCCUACAUUAAGACAGUAUUAAGUGAUGAUAUUAAUGCAUGUAUUUAAUCUGAUUUUCCUCCUUAAAGUCUCUUCAGCUGUAAUGGCAUUCCUGUGACUUGUCUAUGCACACCUUGUCUGAAGCAAUGUUGAGAUCUGGGGGGCGGGGGGAGAGAUCUUACCACCAUUAUAUUUUAUUUUCUAAACAUCCUAACGGAGCAUAGCAUGAUAACUCAUGGGAAUAUGGGUGAAAAAGAAGUUAGGUUUUGGUUAAGUGAGAAAGAAAGCUGAAGCCAUCAUUUUUUGUGUUCGUAGGAAGUUGCUUGCAUAGGAGAAGCCAGCAAGAUUUAUAAAAGCAGAACAAAAGCCAACCAUGCUAAUAGAACUUCAGUUUUGUUGGCAAUAUGUCUCAACCCUGAGCAUGCAUCUUAAGGUCAGAAAUUGUGCUGAUGAGCACAUGAGAGAGAUGUGUUCAGUCAAGUUCUGCUGAUGCUUUUAGCAAGUUUGCAGAUAAAAGUACAUGGUUGUGGACAUGCUGAAGGAGCUAUUAUUUCUCAUUUUAUACAAGGGCUUAAACAAGGUUCGGUUCAGGAAACCGUAUCCUAGAUCUAGGAAAUUCUACUAAGUAUCCUCUUCCUUGUUCAGAAGUCCUUGAGAAAUCUUAGCCUGGUAAUGGUAUCUCCUUAACACAAUGGCCAACCUUCCUUCUUCCGCCUCCCAAAUUCCUCAUGGGAAUGGACUGGCAGCAAACAAUGUGAACCCUUCUAGGGUGAGACUUGUUAUUGGUGAGUAAAGAAGUCUUUACUCACCACCUUCAAAAAAAUAAAGUGAUGUUAGAAAUCACUAGGCACCAAAGCAAAAUAAUGUGUAUUUUUGGUACUUCUGCUUCCUGUUUUAAGGCAGAGGUUUGUCUAUGAAGGAUGGAGACAUGAGAGUUCUCAGCAGUUUCAAAUAUGAGCUUUGGGCUUCACUUUGAAGCCUUUGUUUGUUCAUGGCCCACUAGCCAUAUAUUGCAAACAUCUUUGCAAUAAGUAUGCAAUAAUAAGUAUGUAGAGUUCUGCUCUAGCUGUGUAAAACAUAAUUUGUGCAUCAUACCUAGAAGCCCCCAUAUAUGCAGUGAAAAUGUUCAGCCUGUUGAAAAGGAAGACGAAACCAAGUUUACAAAUAUCUUCAAAACCUAGCAAGAACAAGCUUUUUAAUGCUGAUUUAAAUGGGUUUCAUGCACGAGCAGUGCAAACAGUUUAAUGGAUUCGUUCAAGCUUGGAAUAUAUAAUCUACUGAGCUCUGAACAGCAGAUACAUUUCAAAAAGAUACACUUAAAACUUGAGAAUUUGGCUGAAGGGGUGCUUUAUAAAAUGCCCCUGUAAUGCAACUAAGUGAUUUACUUUAAAAACUAGACUCCCUGAGCUCAGUCCUGCAAAUAUGUGUAUAGCAACACAGUUCUAGAUUAAGUGAACACACUAAACAACGUCAUCUUUGUCCUGAUGAGUUGCAGCCAAAGUUGGUCAGGGCUUGAUAACAAUGAGGGUGGAGUAGGAAUGUUUUUUGAGAAGGAAACUGAAAGAGAAGGUGGUGGUAAUUCCUUUGCGCUGUUCUCUUCCUUCAAGCAAAAGCCUUUUCAGUGGAAUUAGAUUUCAGAAAGGGAAAGUGUUGCAUGUAAUUAGGAAACCUUUAAAAAGUUUCUUUACUUCAUGGUUCACAAUGCUAACUAUAUUGAUUCUUAUCUCUGGUAGGGGAGAAGUGUGGCCUAGCCAGAAACCAGUAGAGCAGGAUUGGUCUACAUAGAUUUUAAUCAGUUUUAUUGAUGCUGAAGAUGGAUGCAAGCUUUUAUUGUCAAGAGUUGCUAAAAAAUCAGCAAAUGUCUUUGACUGGCAGACACCAUAAAUAUUGGCUUGGAGUUCAGUUCUGUUGGUCUGUUGCCUCUGUAAUGCUGGCUAAUAGUAGUUUUGGCUUUUAUAAGAUUGUCAUAAUGAAAAAUAAUGAGACUUUUCUUGAGUUUAGUAUGCUUAGGCUUGUGGCUGCACUUGAUCUUGGAGGGAUUGUUGAGGGUUUGGAGAAGAGGAUACUAGCUGUGAGACAGAAGUUCUUUGCAAAGCGGAGACCUUAUUUACAUCUCUUUUAAAGCUGCAUAUGUGCUUUCCUGAGUGCAGCCUUUAUUUGCAGCAGAAUCCUAUACAGGCUGCUCAGAAGUAAGUCCCACUGAGUUCAUUGUGGCUUACUCCUAUGUAAGUGGGUGUGGAAUUGCAGCUUUAGUGCAAUGUUAGGCUGACAUGCAGAGAACCACAUCGCUAGUUACCUGAAGAUUACAGUUGGCUGUUAAAAUGAGAAAAGUGACUUCUCAAAUUACAAAUAUUGUGUGUAGUUUUGUUUUGUUUUUAAGACUAUUAAACAUGCUAAGUUUUAUGCACGUAUGGCUCCUGGCACAGCAAAGUAAAAUGGAAGCAGUAUAGAAAUCAGCCAACUUUUUAAAAGCCUUGUCUCUAGAAAUUAGCCUUGGAAUCCUGUGACUUGAAGAAUUAGAAUGUGUUUGGAUUUUGUAUCUGUUACACUCCUCCUUAUUCUUAUUUCAGGGCAUUCUUCCUCAUUUGACUUAUUUAAAUGGCAGAUUUAAAGCAUUAUUUUACAGUAAGUGAUUACAUAAAAAGAACUCUUAAGAAAGCUUAAGUAAAACGCAGGAGUUUCUGUUCCUCUAUUAACAGCCAAAGAAAUUGUGGGGAACUUAACUCUGUUUUUGUACUAUACUCCUAUGAAUUAAGGGAGAGGCUGGUUAUUGCGUUGUGGAUUGGGUUUUAUUGGCUUCUAGCCUUUUUGCCGAAGUCUGUCCCUCUGGAAAGUAUUUGCUGAAAAGUAUGGUUGGGGGUUAGCAUCAACCUGUCUUGAUGCUUAGGUUUUGAAGAUUCACUACCCCUAUUUCAGUCUAUAUAUAUAAAAAAAAAUAGCCAAGAAAUGUAGCACAAAAUGAAACUGUGGCUGUUUCGGGCACCUGAAUAGGAAAUCAGGGGUUUCAAAAGCACAGAUGGAUUCCUGAGAAUCUGCGGGCCAGUGGAGACUGUUCCAUUAGGGUGAAUGGGGCACUGCCCCACCAAUCACAUUCCGCCCCCAGUCAUCCCUCCUGCCUGCCAUCUAACUUACAAUCAGCUCAAGAGGUGGCUGUGGCUGUCAGCUUCCUCCUCAGUCUCAAUUUUGACCUACUGGAAAGCAGCAGAAGGAUGCGGGACAGAACUCGAAUUACAGUGGUACCUCGGGUUAAGAACUUAAUUUGUUCUGGAGGUACGUUCUUAAGCUGAAAGUGUUCUUAACCUGAGGUACCACUUUAGCUAAUGGGGCCUCCUGCUGCUGCCACGCCUCUGCUGCACGAUUUCUGUUCUUAUCCUGAAGCAAAGUUCUUAACCCAGGUACUAUUUCUGGGUUAGUGGAGUCUGUAACCUGAAGCGCCUGUAACCUGAAGUGUCUGUAACUCGAGGUACCACUGUACUUGUCCCACCUAUCAUUGCUCUCAAGGUACCCUAACGUAGUGGCCUUUCUGAACAUGUGUUGUGGUUUAAUACAGCAGCAGGCAUUGAUGUUAUGCUUUUGCUUCGAUAAUACUGUGAUACAUACACCCUGUGUGAUCAAAAAGGGCACAUUUAUUGUAUUUGUAGCCUCUUGUCUCCCACAACACUGUGGGAACAAAUGUCAUGGAAUUUAGAUAUGCUCGGGCCACAAUAGGAGAGCAAGCAGUGAGUUUCCUGACAGAAUUGCUUACUUUUCCAAAACUUAUUGUGUUCCUCCACUUGCUGGAAAAUGUGAGUGACAACAGCCUUGGGUUUAGUUCCAAGAACCUAAGUUGUUCUGCCAGUAGGUCUUCCUCCCUCUUGAGGGUGUUUUCUAAAUAUGUGUACUGAAAAAUACCCUUUGUUUUUGUGUAUACACUUUCUGUUCUGCAACUUGUCAGAAUUUAGUUGUCAACUUCGCAGUUCUUCCUGUGUGCUUUUGUGGUGGUAGUUCAUGGUCUGUAAACUGCAGAUGCUGCUGUUGUCACAAUUUGUCUUUAAUAUGAGUGGCUGAUUGUAAACUUGUUUGUCAGUACUUCCUGGGGUGGUUUGGUUGGACUCCCAAAGCUGGGGAAGGAGGAAGAGGCAAUGUCAAAGGAGGGUUUAUAAAGGAUGUUGGGGCAUAGCAGGAAAGCAUUUUCCAAAAGAGACUCUCCACUGUUCUUCUUUGGUGUUGAGACUUUGAGAGUGGAAUUAAAUGUAGUGCAAUGCUCAGCAGAUCUCUGUAUCAGCACAAGCAUUUCUGCUUGUCUGAUGGAGCAAUCAGUCCUCUCAUUCCCCUGCACACUGUUCCAGGGAUUCUCCCACCCGCCAUGUGGAGAGAAGCCUUGUUGCACUAGUGGAAGUCCUUAUGCAAGCUUUGGCUGGCAGGGCUUGUUAGUUGAAUCUCAACCAUAAUUUACAUUUUUGUAAGGAGACUGACUCCUGGCACUGCAUUUUUGCAUUUUACUUGUGAGUUUACAAAGCCUAGUGUUCACAACUGUUUUCCAAUGAUAGUUGGAGUGUAUAUAUCACAUUUUGACUCCUGUACUGCCUUGGCUAUUGCUGUGGUUAAUGGUAUGACUUCUGUACUGAAUCGCAAAUUAUGGGCGAUAUUCUGCUAAGCUUUACUCUGAGCAAAUCCAUUGAAAUCACUGACUAUGACUAAGUUAGGCCCAUUAAUUUCAUUAGGUCUACUCUGAGUAAAAUUUAGCUGACUACCACCCUACAUAAGGCGAAAACACCAUAGAAGUGUUCGAAAUUAGCCAGGCACAUUUUGCACCAGGCUUUCAACCAGUUUUGAUCAAGUGAAGAUGCCUGGGUGCCAGGAUGGCACUUGACAUCUCCACCAUCUGGGGAUCAUUGGAUCUGGACUGUUUUCACACACUAAUUCCCCAUACUGUAGAAUUCUACCAGUUAUAUUUUUUUUCUGCACAGUCAGAAUGAAUUUUGGGAACCAAAUUGCUUUUUUUGUGCAGCCUGAGGAAGAGCAGUCACCAUUAAGAAAAAGUGGACUAUCCCUGGGUCAAGUGACUUUUCUUGUUUAAAUUCUCAAAGCUCGUAACCUAGCUCAAGGUUGUCAUCUGAACUAGUCAGAUGUUUAUCUGAUUAUCAAUCACAGUAAGUUCCUCAUUUGAAAAAUAUGACCAUCAGGCCCAAAAAUGGCAACUAGGCAUUCUGUUUUGGCGACUGUAACCUCAGUGUAAGGAGUGAUUUGGCACCUAGCAUACAUAUCUGAGUUUCUAACACUGAUCCAUAUGUCCACCUGUAUUCCAGUGUUUAUAUUCUGCUGUUAGUACCUCUGGAGGAAGUCUUCAUUAUUUGAUUAUCACUGGUGGUGGUUUUAUGUGUAUGCUGCCAAGCAAGUGAAUGCAGCUGGUGUUAUAUCCUUAUAUGUGGGUUUUGGCUAUAUUUAUAUGGAGCCCCAUUGCCUUGUGACUUCCUUGCAGACAUCUGUUUGCCUUAUAGGGGAAAUGCCUGACUUUCCUGUCUUGUAGCAUUUGUGAAAGGCAUAGCAUCAUCAUAGGGGAACCUGUUAACAUAGCACGCCACCCCUCCAUUCCCCUUAUAAGCCUGCCUAAUGUGCCAUCAUUUUCAGUAAGAGGACACCACAAACUCCCCUGCCAUUUGCACUUUAUCACAGUCUUUGCUAUUGACAGACAGUUCAGGGUUUUGUUGCUGAGCGAAGGAGAAGCUUGCUAUUCCAGUUUUGUGAGUAGCCUGUAGCAGUGGAAGAAAUAAACAUAAUUGCAGAACAGUUGCAUAACUGGAGAACAAAAGAUCACAGCUGCCAUGCUGGUGGUCUGUACCUUGUUGCGCAGGAUUCUCCUGAAAUUCCAUUACUGCAGUGAGCUAAUCGAGAUUUAACUGGUGUAGACCACACUGUAGCAGCUGUGUCUGGAAUCGUGGCAGUAUUCUCUGAGUUAGGUCCUGCUAAUUGAACCUGGGAGACCAGAAGACGUUUUGGGUCUUAAAUAUUUAUUUGGGGAAUGGACAUGGUGUGUAGAAUGAGGUGGUGGUAUCCGUAUGCAUAGAUCUAUGCCCUUGGAACAAAUUCAGGUUCAUUGUGAGUGCAGUUUCUUCAAACUGCCAUUUCAUUGAACUCCAGGUUGGCUGCCAAAGUCAGCUCUGCUGUGUGACCUACUCAGCAUGUGGAAAAUUGUAUCUAAGGGGUGGGGGUGGUUUGCACAAAAUUGCAAAGCUUCAGUAUCUGAGACCCUUAACCAAUGUUCCAGCCACUGAGCCAUGCAUUCUGAGUUAGAAAGUUUUGCUCACCCCACAAAGGCUCAGGCUUCAAUGAUUACUUGACGUCUUAAGAACAAGGAAACGAGUUAAUUAAAACAUUCCAGCCGCUUAGAAUUUUGUGAUGGAUUUAGCAUAACCCAGUAAGGCGACAGGCAACCUUUUAAUGCUGGGCUUCACUGAUACAUUGUUACUAGAAAGCCUUCUAAAAUUCACCCAAAUGAGACCUGAAGCUGUGCAAGUUCAGAUCAGCAUAUAAAUAGCUAAGCUACCCUUUCAACCAAAAUUUAUUUCAAAUCUUAUAGUUGCUAAGCAACCCUCUGCAUUGUCAUGGGUUGAGCUGAGAUUUUAAGCUAGGGGAGGGUGAUGUCGGAAGCUCUUCUCCACUGUCUCAGGUGGUGAUGGGCUCUGUCAUUUCCCAGAAUACCAGUCGCUCUGGGAAAAUGAAAUGGUGCAGCCGUUGACUGUGCACAGAUAAUAUGAGGGAAGUCUAGCUGCUGAAUGUCUUGAAAGAAAUAGAGAAUGUCUGUUGUAAUCAGAUUGUCACUGAAGAGUUCUAAGCAUAGCUGCAUUUAGAACACCACCAUCAACCAAAAUAAUGCACUAGCCACACUUAAAAUUGCGUAGCCAUAGAGCAAAGUAGAAACUAGUAAUACUGACUAGGCCAAUGUUUCCAGAUCUAGAUGUCAUCCUUGGUGUUGAACAAAAUGUCUACUACUAACACGGAGCAAUUACAGGCUAAUAAAAUAUUAAUAGUUACCUGAAACUACGAAGUUUGUGUUGAGGCAUCAGGUUGUUGCAAGACAGCUACAAUGCACACCACAUAUUUCAGUAUAUAUUUUUGAAUUGUGAAAGCUAAAAAUAUGUUACCAUUUUCAUAUCCAAGCUUAGGCUCACUUUCUCCGGUCUUCUGAACUAGAAUGAAUUCUUUUUUUUUUAAUGAUAUUUAUUAAAAGUUUAAAAAUUACAGAAAAAAGAAAAAAAAAGACAAUGAAAAAGAGAAAAAGAAGAAAAAAUAAAAAGACAUAUAAAAGCAAUACAACAAUACAGCAAAAAAGAGAAACAAAAAAGAAACUAAAACAGAGAUCCAAUAUUCCAUAUCUUUACCUUUCCUUUACUUGUUUCAUCGACCUCCUCGCACCUCCCUUUUUUUGUAUUCUAGUUCAAUUCACUAUUUCAGCAAAUUCUUCCCAUCUUUCUCAAUUUUUAUUCUAUAAUUUAUCUUAACGGUCUAACCUUGAAUUUUUCCAUUUUAACCCAUUAUCAAUCAGCUUUUACUUAAUUCUUUGUUGCAUUUCUACUAAAACCAUAUAGCUUCAUUCCAGCAUCCUUCUAACACUCAUUAAUUUUACAGUGUUUCUGUAAGUAUACUUUAAAUUUUUUCCAAUCUUCUUCCACCAACUCUUCUCCCUGGUCUCGGAUUCUGCCAGUCAUUUCCGCCAGUUCCAUGUAGUCCAUCAGCUUCAUCUGCCAUUCUUCCCUGGUGGGUAGAUCUUGUGUCUUCCAGUACUUUGCAAUAAGUAUUCUUGCUGCUGUUGUAGCGUACAUAAAGAAAGUUCUAUCCUUCCUUGGCACCAAUUGGCCGACCAUGCCCAGGAGAAAGGCCUCUGGUUUCUUCAGGAAGGUAUAUUUAAAUACCUUUUUCAUUUCAUUAUAGAUCAUCUCCCAGAAUGCCUUAAUCCUUGGGCAUGUCCACCAAAGGUGAAAGAAUGUACCUUCAGUUUCAUUACAUUUCCAACAUUUAUUAUCGGGCAAAUGAUAGAUUUUUGCAAGCUUGACUGGUGUUAUGUACCACCUAUAAAUCAUUUUCAUUAAAUUCUCUUUUAAGGCAUUACAUGCCGUAAACUUCAUACCAGUGGUCCAUAACUGUUCCCAGUCAGCCAUCAUAAUAUUAUGUCCAACGUCUUGUGCCCAUUUAAUCAUAGCAGAUUUCACCAUUUCAUCUUGAGUAUUCCAUUUCAACAGCAAGUUAUACAUUCUUGACAGAUUCUUAACUUUAGUGUCUAACAAUUCUGUUUCCAAUUUUGAUUUUUCCACCUGGACGCCUAGUUUUUUAUCCAAGUUAUAUGCCUCCAUUAUUUGGUAAUAAUGGAGCCAAUCCCGUACUCUGUUUUUUAAUUUUUCAAAGCUCUGCAUGAACUAGAAUGAAUUCUUUGCACAAUUAUAAUUACAGUCAUUCGUACACAUUGUGCUUACUCUUCAUGCACAAUUCUUUUAAGCUGAGAGUAAGAGAAAGCAUUUGGUCUCCUAAGUUCCUCAUGCUCUACAAUGUAUUUAGUUUACCUGCCCAGUCUUGUUGUAGUGCUCUAGUUUUGUUCUUUUAAUAAUCCAUCUGCUUCCUUUUGAGUCACAUAAUAAGUAUGAUGGGGUAUUCAUGUGCUUUGCACCUUCAGAGGUUCAAAGCCAGCUUUGAAAAAAGAUGCUAUUUCCUCUUUAAAUACAAACUUUAAUAGCAUUUGAUUCUGCUUUUCAGCUACAUUUGGGGCACUGAACAAAAUGUGAUCAGCACUAUAAUCCUAGAACCUAGGGUUUUAAGAGUGAAUGGUAAGGGCACAGAAAAAGCAACAUUUAAAUGAAUUUAAUAAGCUUCCUUCAGAUACUGAUUCACAGGAAUGUUGAGUGCAAGCAAGAGCAGCAGUUAGUCUCUAUGUGGAAAUAAUGCAAAAUACAUUAUGUAAGUAGAUUCUGCCGGGGAGCUUAUUUCUCUUGUAAUCCUGUUCAGAAGCAGAAUUUGUUUCCAAAUCAUGGUGCUUGAUUGUCUGAGCUUACCUAUUUUGGGCGAGAUUUGGAAACUCAUUGCUCCUGCCAAAAUUAAGGUGACUUAAAUGGGUGCACAAACAACCUCCUUGGUGUUUUGAAUGCAAGAAAAAUACUGUUAAAAUGCUAUUUUUUAUGGUAUGUGUAGCAGGGCCAUCAUGACAUUUGGUAUAUCACAAUGUGAAUGCAGGAUUUUGUUAAGGCAUUGGGGUGGAUUCAUCAAGCAUUUGGAGAGUGUUAUAUAAGUUGAGACAGUUACAGUGGUACCUCGGGUUACAUACGCUUCAGGUUACAUACGCUUCAGGUUACAGACUCUGCUAACCCAGAAAUAUUACCUCGGGUUAAGAACUUUGCUUCAGGAUGAGAACAGAAAUUGCGCAGCAGCGGCAGCAGGAGGCCCCAUUAGCUAAAGUGGUGCUUCAGGUUAAGAACAGUUUCAGGCUAAGUACGGGCCUUUGGAACGAAUUAAGUACUUAACCCGAGGUACCACUGUAUUUAGAUGGCUGAAGACAACAUAGUCAUACUAAGUACUGCAGAAUCUUGAGACAGAUCAUUGCCGUGGAAGUGGGUUUGAUAUGGAAGCAGCAUUAGACUUUCAGCAACUCAUCUGUAUUUUGGGAAACAGUGAUUUGUCAAAAGCCUCCUAAGUGAAUUUAUGACAGAGUAAGGAUUUGAACUCAAAUCUCAUAGUCAAACUCACAAUCUCCAUUGAACCAGAUGACUCCGUAUGUUGGCAGUCUUGAUGAACUGUCAGAUUAAAUCAGUUCAGACCAAGUUCACACCUCCAGUUUUGCACUAUUCUGCCAUGGAACAUGCAGAUAGAAAUAGAGGCUAUCCAGUUGGCAGAAUCUUUUUUUUGACUGCAUUGCGUCAAGGCUGCAAUUUUAUGACGGCUUUGGGUGUACUUCAUAUUUGAAUGUUCUCCACCAAAUGAACUUUCUGCACAUGCUGUUUUUCUAUGGCAUGUGCUUCACUCCCUCCCUCCCCCAGCAUGUGUGUUUGUGUAUGAGAUGUGUGCACUGCAGAGCAUUCCAACAUUCAGCUGCCCUCCUUCACUGGUACAGCUCAAGGAAAGCAUUCCCACCUGUUUCUGCUGACUAUAUAAGUUGGCCCAGAGUUAUGCUUGCUCUUGGAAUACCAUUAUUCUCUCCCCCCUCCCCAAUUUCUCUGUUAAAUUUGGGAGUAGAAAAGCUGAGCAUUUUCAGUAACUGACAGCUUGGACUGAGUUAGCAGGUUUUUUUUUUACAUAAUAAGUAGCUUCAUAGUGUUACUUAAUUCUACGAUGUUAUUUAAUUCCGUGAAGCUACAUAACUUGGGCAAGUUAUAGAAAAUAACCGUUUCUCAGUCCUGGUGGGCAGAGUGUUGAUUUUAUGCUCAUGGCUAAUAUCAGGUAAAAAUGAAAUGCCUGUGUUCAGUAGAUAAGAGUGUAAAUAUUGAUAUUUGAUGAAUGAUCAGACCAGUUCCUCAUUUGCACGGAAAAACUUUCCUUAAUGCUGAGUGCUUUGUGGUGACAUUGAAUCAGUUUAGGCCAGCUUUCACCAACUUGGUGCCCUCCAGGUGUUUUGGACUACGAUUUCCAUCAGCACCAGCCAGCCAGCACUUGCACUAUAGCUGUAUAGCACAGCCUAGCAUGAAGAAGCAACUGCGCAGGUUCCAGGAGAGGAGAUGGCAACCACUUUGCUGCUGUGCUAAAUCUUGGUUUGGUUUAACAUUUUGUCUAAGCCCAAGACAAACCACAAGCUAUGGACCAUAGUUGAUUGUUGUGUCUUCAAAAGCCCCCUUCAAAGUGUUAUUUCACACAGCACUUUGAAAAGCACUUCAUAGGCCCCUUUGAUCCAAGCCAGGUUUUUACCUGCUCUGUUUUUGACAUCAUACAACAUGAAGUAUAGAGCAGCUGGGUGUGUCCUGUCAGAAAUGGCCUCUUGGGCCAAAAGGGGAGGCCUGGUGGGCCUAAUAAUGCCUGCAGGCUGGAGGUUCCCCACCCCUGUAAAUAAACCCACCCAGUUUUGACGAAAAAUGAAGAAAUUGGCAUGUGCUUGAGAGAGAUCAAGAGACUGAUGUGGUUCAGUGCAGCAGAGAUUCUUUACUUGCAGAAGUGGACAAGAGCAAGGAUUUCUCUUCUGCAUUUAAGAAUUCAUUUGAGUGUGACCUUCAGUUUGUUGCUGUUGUGGUAAACCUGUGUCUGGGCUGUGCCACUUCAGAUGGCUGGUAGGCUUCUCACGAUUGAAUACUCCUCCCAGCUGAAUACUAGUGUCUUAGCUGGGUGGGCUUUGUGUGCUAGGCUUUCAACCUUUCUCACGGACUUAUAGCUUUGCAUAUGAGGAGAGAGGUGCAGGAGUUUUGUGUGUUUGUACAGAGGAGCAUCCACUUGCAGUCUGAAGCAGUACAAACUGGACACUGUUUAACCAACUAAGUCAGAACUAGGCCUAAAUCAAUCUGUGCCCUGGACAUCAUGCCUGCAUGCCGCUGCUGUUGCAGCUGGGUCCCUAGUCUGGCCAUUCUAGCCAGUCUGCCAUUUUAAGACUCUACGUCCCUUAUAGGCAACGGUAGUAAUGCUUCUACUUCCUUAUUCCUCUCUCAGAUCUAUUCCUUUAGGGUGAAUGCAUGUUUCUCUUGAGUAAAAUUGUUGCCAUGAGAGAUGAAAAGGGUAUCAGUUUAACAAUUCAGCCACCUUCCCUGUUGUUUUCAGCUGCAUGUUUGUUUUUCCAGCCCAUAGAAUCCCCAUCUCUUCUCAUGACAUCUCCAUGAAACAGUCCACUGUGAAAUAAAGUAAAAUGGAACCGAAAAAAAAACCCUGAUUCUGUAAUUGGGCAUUAUGGGAGAAUAAUAUUGGAUACAUGUACACAACACAACUGUUCUCUCUGCUUCAAGUGAGGCCCUGAGAAUAGGGAAUGCAAAACAGUUUGUCAGUCUGUGUUCAGGGAUUCGAAGGGAUUCCAACCCGUGGAGUUUGUCUUUUGGAGUUUUCUGGAUUUUUCUUGAAAUGCAGUACCAUUUUGGGGGCGAUUCAAAGGUUUAUGGAUGCUGUGACCAUGUUCUUUGUUUAGCUGAACUGAGGACAUUGCUGUGUGAGUAACUUAAUAAAAGGCAUUAAGUUCUUAGGCACAAGUAUAGUCUGGUAAUGGCACAUUGCAGUCAUUACAUGAAUGUAGCUAUUGUGCUUGGGGAGAGCUAUUAUUGCAAGGAACAGACCUUGAAAGUCUUUACUAGCCUCUGGGGAAGUACUUUCGAGAGUCGUCUGGAGAGCUUUCACAAGGAGUAAAAAUUAGACUCCGAGCCUGCUAGUGCCACAUACUGUUGUUGGUAGAUACUUGAAAUGCACAAAUCAUCAUCCUUUAAUUAUUUUAACAACUUGAAGAAAAUGCAACGGGUCGUGAUCAGCCUUGUAACGGAGCUUUGACAUUUGUUCUUCCUUUCUUUCACAGGCUUACGAAAAAAGGUUUCCUACAUGCCCCCUCAUUCCCAUGUUUGUAGGCAGUGAUACUGUGAACGAAUUCAAGAGCGAGGACAAGGCCAUCCACAUAAUUGAAAGGCGCUGUAAACUGGACGUAGAUGCACCACGGCUCCUGAAAAAGGUAGCUGAAUAACAAUGGUUGGCCUGAAUAGCUGUCUGCAAGGCUGCUGCUACUCCAGUUUAACUUUGCCUCUUCCCUUCUCUCAGAUUGCAGGGGUUGAUUAUGUUUACUUCAUCCAGAAGAACUCACUGAACAGAAGAGACCGCACUUUGCACAUAGAGGCCCACAAUGAGACUUUCUCAAAUAGGGUCGUCAUUAAUGAACACUGCUGUUACACGGUGAGUCAAGGCAGGUUGGUGUGGUUUAAGCCGUUGGGGGCCUUCAGUGGAGGUUUGCACUUUGGCUUUUCCUUCAAUAAGAAAGUUUAAUGCUGCACAUAUUUUGCUGGUAUUUUUGAGCUGGGUAAUUUGUAACAGCUUUUGGGAAUUUUCUUGUUUUGGACAGAAUCCCACAACACUGAAAUAUCAGAUCUAGUCAUAUUUAACAUUCUGUGCUCAGGCAGUACAAACAUAUUGAAUAUGUUAGGACUGGCAUGUGUUCAGAACACUUCAUUUUCAUUCUGAUUUAAGUCUGCACGGGUGCUAGCAGGUGUUCAGACUCCUAGGAUAUGAUGCAGGUGAGCCGACAAGUUCUUGUCCCAGUGUCUUUUAAACUUGCAGACAGCCAUGAUUUGUUUUUUUAGGAAAAGCAGACAAUCAAUGCAAGGGAAAGAACUCUGUUGCAUGCAUAAGUUUCCACAUUCUUGCCAACAGGAAAAUCUAAAUACAUGGGGAAAUAGGCAUAUAAAUCAAGCCUAUGUUCGCUGUCUGCUUUUUUUUCUUUUCUUUUUCUUUUAAAGAGCUGAAAAAGCUAGAGCUAGCAAUUCAGUUUCUUCAGUUUUAGGCUGCUGCUUCUCAUCAGAGAGGUGACAACAUCGCAGCAGCCAUAAAAACUCUUAGCUGCUAAGAAGAAAUAGGAGUAGUGUGUGGCAUUUUGAAUACUAAAACCCAAUUUUAAUUCUGGCUGCUAAUCCCAAACAUUUAAUAUUCCUCUAGAAUUACUUUGAAGGCAUCCACCAUAAUCAGUCAUAAUUUUCCAAGUAGAAUUAAUUUAGCAAAGUACAGGAGUUGCCUGCCCAAGUUAAAUGUGCCAGAUCUCUGCUUUCAGCCUUGCCAUAUGCAGAGUUAUAUUAGCCUAAUUAAUAAACUCCAGUGAAUGUAGGAAUGCCUAAGUCUGCACAGGAACAGGCUGUUAAAUUCCUUAUGCCAUGAGUUAGACAAUGCACAGCAAUUCCUUUCUCUGUGGCAGUUUUCAGGAUGACUUGUGUGAUUUGUGACAGGAAUUGAGAAAAGUUGACUUCUGUGAUGGUGGAAGCCAUGUUGAGAAACUAGCGAAGAGUUGUACCAAUAACUUGAAUGUGAAUACUUGGAAUAGUUCUGCUGAAAUGCAGGGAUUACACAUGUGUCUUGCCUUUUUGGAUCUUGAAAUGGGUCUAAAAACCAAGAGAACUGAAAACUCAUAAACAUGAGAUUUACAGAGCCCACUUAGGUCGAUUACUAUUUUAAAACCUAAGUCCUUGACCAAAGUACAUUGGCAGUAUUAAGCCACUGUGGUUUACAUUGCAUAGUGGUGCAGCUUUAAACUAAAUCUUAGUUGUGUUGUGCAUUGGUGAGCACGCCAGUUGGCUGCACUAAAAAAGAACAUGGUAUGCUGUACUUCAGAAUUUCUUGUGAUACUUGAUCAGGUUUCUCACACUAUGUGCCAACCUUUUGUUUCUCAACACCACAGGUGCAUCCAGACAAUGAAGACUGGACAUGUUUUGAGCAGUCUGCAAGCCUUGAUAUUAAAUCUUUCUUUGGAUUUGAAAGCACAGUAGAAAAGAUUGCCAUGAAACAAUACACCAGCAAUAUUAAAAAGGUGAGCUUUCAAGUUUGCAACUCCUUGGCCUGCUGGCUCUCGAUAUUGCAGCUGGAGUGAUUUUGAGCCCAUUUGGGAUUUGUCCGGCCAGGUUCGGCUUUAUUGGUGGCUGCUCUUGUCUUCUAUGAAUGGUAUUUUUACCAUUCUUAUUUAGACAAUAUUGAUUAAUCUGCUCUUGUUGCAAAUAGAGGAGCCUGCGUGUGCACUGACUUUGUGAUUUGACAAUUGAUUAUGCGGUUCCUGGAAUGCAUCAUAGGUGCUUAAACUCUUUGUUAUAACAAAGUAAAUAAAGAUACUGCUUUUUUUUUAUCCCCCUAGAGGCAGUUGCCCAACUGCAAGCAUGGCUUGGAUAGGCAGUACUUUAAAUCAUACUGUGCGAAACAGCAUGCAACUUUAGAAGAAGUUUCCCCAUAAGAAUAAAACAACUUGUCAAAAAUAGGAGGUUGCCUAGCUUAUUGUGCCCAGGCUUUAACCUGUCUGUAAUUGCUCAAUUGCCUUUGUCAAAAGUGGGAGCUCCAUGCUUCCCAGACCAGCUGUAUCCAUACUUGGCCAAAAAGCAGUUGGUGGGCAAACACAUUGCCCUAGCUCUCCUUGUGACUUUUGAGUUGGUGUAGUUCCUGCCCACCUAGCAGUUAGAAAGCACGUCAAAGUGCAAGUAGAUAAAUAGGUACCGCUCCGGCGGGAAGGUAAACGGUGUUUCCGUGCGCUGCUCUGGUUCGCCAGAAGUGGCUUAGUCAUGCUGGUCACAUGACCCGGAAGCUGUACGCUGGCUCCCUCGGCCAAUAAAACGAGAUGAGCGCCGCAACCCCAGAGUCGGCCACGACUGGACCUAAUGGUCACGGGUACCUUUACCUUUAAGUACCAUGGAAAUAGGUUCAUUCUUUUCUAAACUAGUUCAUGCUCUAGGGGGGUGGGUGAUGCUGAAAUGUAGAAGCAUGUAGUGGGGCUCUCAGUGUCUUAGAGUACACCUUGUUUUACAUAAGGAAGAACUAAUAGUGCAAUUUUCUCUGAAAACUUAUGCCCAAAGAGGAGUGCAUUGACUAAAGAAUUGCCUUGUUUUCAAAGGGCAAAGAAAUAAUUGAGUACUACUUGAAUCAGCUAGAAGAGGAGGGAAUUAAUUAUAUUCCUCGUUGGAGUCCCCCGGCUAAAUUUACGUUUGAACAUGGUGCAUCUCAUGUAAGGCGGCCACUGUCCCCUCCAAUCAACAUACCUGAAACUACCACCAAGGAGGGACUCAGCCCUAAGGAAAUCAACAAUUGCAACAAUGCAUCAGAGCCCACAGCUGGAACACCCGAUGGUGCGUUAUUUGCCUGCCCUGUCUGCCUUUUGGGGUUAUUUUGUGUCUCUCCAUUAAUAUAACAGCUAUAGUUUAUAAGUAAGGAGUUGGUGAAUCUCUAUUUCUGUGCUGAACGUCUUCAAUUUCUGUAGCCAAAUUUCAUGAUUUUGGCCACACAGCAUAAAUAGCACAAACAACUGUACACUGAUAUGUUUUCAGAUAUAAAAUCUGUAGGUUGCAUUUUAUUAACAGACUUUGAAUGAGGGAAAGGCACCCAGUAUUGACUAGGCUGAUGCCUAGCUGGAGCUGGUGGAAGAAAAACAGCUCAGCUAGUAGCAUUUCAUUCUUUUCAAACUAUGUAUUAAAAAUGGCAGCUUGCUCUGCAAAAGGACAAGCCGGAGCUUCAACUUGAAGAAUGUAUACUGAAAGCCAUUUGUUAAUUGAUCCAGCAAUCAUUUAUUCUAAUAGUAUUUGUGUAAAUAAUGGUUUCAGACAAGCUGGAUGCAGACUACAUCAAGAGGUAUUUGGGAGAUUUGACACCACUUCAGGAAAGCUGCCUCAUCAGGCUUCGGCAGUGGCUCCAGGAAACGCACAAAGGCAAAGUAAGUAUCUGUCUCCCUUCUUGACUUCCCGUUCAUCAGAAAAGUGCACAGCAUGCAAGAUGAUCUGGCAGCAUGUCAAUAAUCCAUCCAAGGGAAUGGACAUUUUUACAUAAGAUGGCCUUGAACUAGUUUGAACCUGAUACCUUUUAGUUUUUCUGUGUGCUGUAAAAAGUCUAAUCUUUAAAUCUACUUCCCAGAGUGCAGAGACCAGAUGCUUUUAUACUUAAAGAAAACAAAGCUUUGGCUUGGUAGCCUAGAUAUCCUUUCAUAUAUGCUAAAGGUUAUGUAUUGUAGAAGCAUAAAAUUGAAAUGUCAACAAAUCAACCAGUUUUACUGUGUCCUGCUUGGAGAUUGAUUUAGUUGCUUGCAAGGAGGCUCCUGUUAACGACAUUCCUCCGUUAACCACUGCCAUGCCUUUCUCAUAGCAUAGUUUGAAAGCAUGCAAGACUGCACACGUGGGCAGGUGGUCUGUAAUUCAUGGAACGUUGCACUGAGAUUAUAUGACUAGCAUAAAAGCUAAAGGCCAGUUGGACAUGCAAAUACAUCUUUCCUGCAAUACCGCAACAGUCAAAUUCCAAUUUCCUGUUUUGUUCUCCCUGCCUUCCACAGCAAGUACUUCAAGAGUAAGCUAUUUAAAAUAAAAGUUAGCUUCAGUUCUAAGUCUGUAGUUUAGGGAGAAAACUUCACAUAGGAGAGAGAUGGGCACAACGUGAUCCAGGGAAUUGUGAAUAGCUGUGGAUGCUCAAGGAAUGUACCCCACUAGUGGUAAAUACGUAUUUGUUGGUGUAUAGCACACGAGGCUACCCUAAAUUUGAAGGCAGCUUUCCACAUAGUAAGUACCUAGCUAAACUCAAUUUGAAGCCAAAGCUUCCAGCUCCACAUUAGAAGCCACAUUGUGCCCUGAUCUCUUGGUAUGUAUGUGCUACUUAAAAUGUAUUGUGGUUCAUUUGUUUGCAAAAUCAAUGUAGCAUCCCCCCCCCCCCCGCCUCACCAGCUUGCAAAGUUUCUGUGCCCCUCUGCUCACCAAUGUGGUGGUUUGUUCACACCGGCCUGUGCUUUUUGUGUUUCCUUAAGUUUCUUUCUUGCACUUUCCUUCUAUCAUAAGUCAGCUUGUUCACUCCUACAGCUUCCAGUUUCCAUCCAGUAUUUAGACAUGGUCAUUUUCUCUAGCCUAAUAUUAUCUUUAGAGCUAUAGGGCAGAAGCUCAGUUUAAAUCACUUUUAAAUCAUGAUUAUGUCAUGUUAGCAUCUAGAAUGUCUGAUUUAAUUUGGCUCUAUUAGCAGUAAAAGAAAAGGAUGCUUCAAGCAUUACCUCUCACCACUCUUAAGUAAUUUUCUGAUGUAGAGGCCAAAAGUUGAUUAUAUUUUCAAAAUCUGGGCUAUAUUUUGUUCCAGAUUUGUAAGUACUAGCGCUCUUUCUUUCAAACCUGCUUAUUUUUAUGCUAUCUGCCAUAUAAGCAAAAUCUCCUUAAUUACUUUCCCAAUAUUUACUUAGUUGCUUGAUCUUCAAUGCAGAUGUAUCCCGGCUUAACUCUGUUAUCCAGUUCACUGCAAAACCCUUGAGUGUCUGCCAUUUCACUUCUCGUCUCUUAAAUGUCUUGCCUGAUUGUACCCAUUUUUCUGUGGAUUAAACUAAAGAACUGAUGACAUUUCCAUCUGAUUUUUUUGAACAAAAAUCUCCUCACAGCUUUGAUUUGCUAUUUUCUCAUACCCCGCUCUAGCUGUUCAUCUCUUUAACACACAUUUUCAUUCUGGUCUGCUUGGAGGUGGCAUAAAGUAAUGCUUUUCAGGAUGGCGUUGUAAGUCAGUUAUAGUUUAACACAGAUAGAGCAAAGGAAUAACAAACAACUUUCUUACAAAGUGUGCAAAAACUUCCCAGCUUGCUUUUUUCCCUCUUGGGGCACAUGAACAGCAAUGCUGUGAAUGGCAAAGUGUGCUGUGCUGUGGUCAUUGUCCACAAAAGGGGGUAAACUGACAAGUGCUAUUGGGAAUCUCAUUCAGAUUUUUAAUCCUAUUUUUGUGUUUGUAUGCGUGCGUGUGUGUGUGUGUGUGUGUGUGAAUAGGAGUCUCUUUCUUUCACUGAUUGCCUCCUGUUAAUUGCUAAAAGUCUAACAGCUAUACUAUAGCAGAAAACAUACAACCACCCCGUUUUACUAUUUCUUGCUUACUCCAUCUUUUCUCAUCCAAAUUUCAUGGAAUUUGUAGAGAGGGCUUCAGUAGUUUUCUUUGCUGUUCUCUUGAUGCUUGUAUCCCUGCCUGCAACCAUGAUGUAAAGACCUAAAUGGAGAUGCUGUAAUCCAAACUGUGUGUUGUGACCCAUUAGUGUGUCGGCUUCAGUGUGUAGGUGUGUCGCAUGAACACUCCUCGUGCUCCUCCCAGGGAAAGGGAUUACAUUAACCUCUGGUUUGCUAGUAAAACUGAAUUGCUGUGUCAUGAAAUGAUGCAUGUCUAAAAAGUGUGUUACCAACAUGAAAAGUUUGGAAAGCUCUGCUACAACCUGUAUUCGUGGGCAAUAGCUAUUUUUCUUCUUUAGUUCUCUACUGCUGGUGUCUUCCUGGUUCUCCAUGAGUGAAAGGGAUGGGGACAGCCUCAUCUAAGAGAAACUUCCUUUGACUCAUGUGCACCAUCUAAAGAGCAUGCAAUACCUAACACUAUUGUUUUAUCAAAGAUACCGUAAGCCACCUUGGGUUGGCAAUUUGCCUCAAAAGCUGGUGUAAACAUUAAUGCAAAUACUAGAACAAGUUAUUUAUGCAGAGUAGAUUUAAAUCUAAUCAAUUAAGGUAGCUGCCCCAGUUUUCUGCUCUGAGGGUAUAAAAUGGAUAUUGCUCAGUAGCAAAUGAAAUUCACCUCCACCGUUUAGAUAACUUUGGAAUCAGCUGGUUUGUAACUUUCAGCCCCCUUUCGCUGAUGUUUGCAGAUCCCAAAAGAUGAGCAUAUCUUACGAUUCCUGCGUGCGAGAGAUUUCAACAUUGACAAAGCCAGAGAGAUCAUGUGCCAGUCCCUAACGUGGCGUAAGCAGCACCAGGUGGACUACAUCCUGGAGACUUGGAACCCUCCUCAAGUACUUCAGGAUUACUAUGCUGGAGGCUGGCACCACCACGACAAAGGUAGAGUAGCCCUGCUGCCCUAUGUAAGCAAAGGUUGUUAGACCAUUAUUCACUUUGGCUGGUAUGUGUAGCAAAAGGAGCCAUAGGAAAGGUUCUCUGUAAAUUUUUAAAAUGUCCCUUGAACAUUCCUGCAGAGGUAGUAACAAAAUGCUUCUGAAUCACUACGCUGUUUUCAAGCAUCAUUCGGGCAAGAUUGAAGUCAUGAAAGCAUAGUUUUCAGAAACAUGGUGUAAAAGACACACACAGUGUGCAUUUGUUGGAACAAGCGAGGAGAUGUGUCUGUUAUCUCUGCUGCUAAAGAUAGUGUUUUAAACAAAAUAUUGCCACUGUUAAAAUUACUCGGCCCCUGAAAGCUGUGCUUCAAAGAAUAAAAGCUGGCAAUAAUGUAUAUUGGAAUUCUGAGAAAUUCAGCUUGAUUUUUUUAAAUAAAAAAACUAGCCUUCACUGUGGGGAAAAAAUAAUAAUGCUUUACUGCAUCAAGUUGUGCUUUAAGUGAAAUGCCUAAACUUUUAAAGGGGCUCACAGCAACUUUUGUCUUUUUUUGUGUGUGCCAAGUAUUCUGCUUUCAAGUACUAAAGCUUCUACAGUUUUCUCACAAACUUAUAAAAUAUUUUAUUCAAUCCUCAAAGCCACACACUUUGGGUUAAAGAAUAGUUUUAGGUUUUCAUCUAGCUGCAUUCCAUUAAUAGCUCAGACUGUAGGAAUGUUAAGCUUUCCCAAGGCUCUUCUGCCUGAAGCUACAGUUAUUCAGAUAAAAUUGAAAGAUACAAUUAUUCAGAUAAUAUUGACCAAUACAUUAAAUUGGUCCCGCAGCCUAAAUUUUUUUAUAGCUUUGUGCCAAGUUGCCAGCAUUGUCCUGUUUCCUACAAUGUUAAUGAGAACAUACAAAGUGUGUUUCUCCCUCUCCUUCACCCCCGGAUUCUUGCUAAUACAAGUUGCUAAUGAGGUGGUGGAGUUAAGCUAUGCCAAAGUUCAGAUUUCCUUUGCAGCCAAGGAGUGACAGUUGCUUUCAUAGAAACCAAAGUUGCCAAGCAAACACUGAUCAUUCUAGUUGCCCUUGCAAAACCACAGUUGCCGCUGUUCUUUUUUGUUCAGAUGGGCGUCCACUGUAUGUGCUGAGACUUGGCCAGAUGGACACCAAAGGUUUGGUGCGAGCUCUCGGGGAAGAAGCCUUGCUUCGCUAUGUAAGUGCCUUUGAUGCCAUGUGUUUUGGUAGUGAACACAAUGUUCCUGUUUUAUAGUUCUGCUUCACAUUAGAAAGAUGAGCACACUGUGGCUGUCUUCGUCAAUCUGUGUUCUUUUUUCACACUGUUCUGCCAGAAUAUCAGAAGUUUUGUUUUGUUCUUUGUGGGUUGGGUGGAGUUGUCUUACUUUGUGGUUUACAUAUGCAGGAAGGUGAGGUGGUGGAAUCCUGAGGUCAUAGAGUGGCUUGCAUUACCUCCGGUUGUAGGUGGUGGGUUGUUGUUUUUUUAAUGUUCCCAUUUUAAAAAUAAAAACGUCAGCAUGCAAAGGGGGAAAAGAAGCGCAUUAGGGGGGAGUUUCUAAGCCAGCUUGUUUCCCAUUUGCCAGGUUUCUAGUGUGUGCAGGGGGGUUACAUUAUUGGCAAACUAGCACAUUUUGUUAGACUGAAAAUAACAAAGAACUCCAGUUUCCGUGCAUAUAGAAUUCUGGCUGCUCCCACCUAGCCCAGGCCUUCCAUUAUCCAGAGGAAUUUCAUAUUCUAAAGUCUUUCUUAAUUGUAUACUUACUCCAGUCUCUCUCCCCCACACCCCUACCUCACAUUCCUACCACAUUUUUUGGGGGGGGGGCUCAGUUCAGUUUCUGAGACUUCCAAACAUGAGGAUCGGUAACUUUUCUAUUAUUGCUGACAAACAUAAAGCAGAAACAUAAUGCAGAAAUUAAGUUAGGGGAACAUCAGAAAAGUUUGUAGAAUCAGUGAAUUGGGAAAGCAGGAAUGGGAUGAUUAUCUCCUUUCAAAGGUAAAACAGAGAUGAUAGUAGCAGUUCUCUUUGUCCCGAUUUUCACCAUGGCUAUUCUGCUACAACAUCUCUGCAAUAUCCUUGUUUCUCAUUUUUGUGUGUGUGUGUGUGUGUGUGUGUGUGUGUGUGUGUUUAGGUUCUCUCUAUUAACGAAGAAGGACUGAGGAGGUGUGAAGAAAAUACAAAAGUGUUUGGAAGACCUAUAAGGUAAAAGAGAAUAGCUGUUAAAUGAAAUAUGAUUAGUGGAAUGCGAAGUGUUGAGAGACUCCAUGCUAAUCACUCUAAGAUUGAUUCAUAUGUUAGCUAAGGGGAUAUACCCCAUAUUGUGAAAUUCCUGUGUAUGAGGGCUCCAACCUGUCCCCGUGCCCACAGGUACAAUGGCACGCCAUGUUUGGCCACUGCAGUGCAUCAUGCCCAAAGCCAUGAUUUCAAAGUGAGGUGCAUGGCCCACAUAUGAAUUAGGAGGACACAUCUCACAUGAGUUUCAGCCAAACGUUUAGGAAAACAUGGAAAACAGCUUUCCAGGCCUUAUGUGGCACUUAGAAGUAGAUUUUCGCCUGCUCCACAUUCAGGGUGAAGACAGGUUGUCAUCCCUCACACCCAGAGUAUAGAUGAAAGGGAGUUUUGUGACAUUGGGGACUCCCUUGAACAGGCAUGGUCAAACUUGGCCCUCCAGCUAUUUGGGGACCACAACUUCCAUCAUCCCUAGCUAACAGGACCAGUGGUCAGGGAUGAUGGGAACUGUAGUCCCAAAACAGCUGGAGGGCCAAGUUUGGCCAUGCCUACCCUAGAAGCUUUGAAUGUCGUCAGUUCAGUGAUGAAACCAACAACUAAGGCAAGGGGGCUAGAGUAAAACAACUUUCUAGUGACUGAUACAAACCUCUUCAGCAAAUCUGAUUUUGGGGGAGGGGGGCUGUGGGGAGGUUUUUGUUUUGUUUUAAAAAGACACAUUUAGUAAGUUCAUUGCCUUUGCUUUGGGGCAAACAGUUGUUGGACCUGUUUGGUGGAUCUGGAGGGGCUGAACAUGCGGCACUUAUGGAGGCCUGGCGUCAAGGCUUUGCUAAGGAUCAUCGAGGUAGUCGAAGCCAAUUAUCCGGAAACCUUGGGGCGCCUCCUCAUUCUGCGAGCUCCCAGGGUGUUUCCAGUCCUCUGGACACUGGUACGUUCAUCUGCUUUUGUCUCUCUUGGGACCUGUGCUUUGGAAAAUGGGACCCAGCCCUGUACUAUAAAAUAGCCAUGGUCAACACUUGCAACGUUUUUUUAUAGGGAGCAUCAUUUCUGUAACCAAAAACAAUCCAGUUACAUACAGUAGUAAUGUGGCCUGGUGGAAUAGUUCACCUCUUGAGCAUGCCACUUUUAUGAGUAUCACCAAUAGUAAAAGUAUCCUCUUGAAGCCAUUUGAGGAUACGGGGACUCGACUCACUUGGUGUCAACAGCCUUCUUGGCAAGUGAGUCAGCGCACAAAGUUGCAGACAGGCAGAGCCACAGGGAGAAGCAAUUGGAGGCUGUAAUCUACCCCCUCUAGAAAGAGGAGUGGCUGCACCCUGCCACUCAUUUAGGUACCCCAGAACUUCCCACUGUGUCUCUGAAGCUGCCUCUUUCACCUCAAAGCCAAUGAGCUACCUUUUUAACUUAGUAUUUUACUUGCAGGUCAGUCCAUUCAUUGAUGACAACACAAGAAAGAAAUUCCUGAUCUAUGCUGGCAAUGACUAUCAAGGACCCGGUGGGCUGUUGGAUUACAUUGACAAAGAAAUCAUUCCAGAUUUUCUUGGUGGAGAAUGCAUGGUUAGUAAACAGUAGUUGUAGCAGAACUGCUUUCAUUGAUUAUUUUCUUUAUUCCAUAACAUUUCUACACUGCUUGUUUGUAAAAACCACCACCACCCAGAAGUGGUGCACAGCAGAUAAAAAGAAAAAAUGUACAACCCUAUGUUAAAAUAUGCAAACGUUUAAAUACUAAUACAGAUUAAAAUUACUUUAGCUUUCUAAACAUCUGGGUAAAGGUAAAGGGACCCCUGACCGUUAGGUCCAGUUGCAGACUACUCUGGGGUUGCAGUGCUCAUCUCACUUUACUGGCCGAGGGAGCCGGCAUACAGCUUCCGGGUCAUGUGGCUAGUAUGACUAAGAGCAGCGCACGGGAACACCAUUUACCUUCCAGCCAGAGCGGUACCUAUUUAUCUACUUGCACUUGACGUGCUUUCAAACUGCUAGGUUGGCAGGAGCAGAGGCUGAGCAAUGGGAGCUCACCCCGUUGCGGGGAUUCGAACCACCAACCUUCUGAUCGGCAAGCCCUAGGCUCUGUGGUUUAGACCACAGCGCCACUCGCGUCUGGGUAGGCUUGUCUAAACAGUAAUGUUUUUAGCAGGUGCCGAAAAUAGUACAGUGGAAGGCACCUGCUUAAUCUCAAUAAGCAGGGAGUUCCAAGUGGAAUUGAGUUCUUACAAAUGCAGAACAGAUAUUAUGUGGCAACCUGUAAGUAGUGGCAGUUACACUGAUCCAAGCGGUCGAGUGGCCAUGUGUAGGGUAAGGCGAUCUUGUAGGCAAACUGGUCCCAGGUUGUUACGGGCUUUAUAUACGAAUAGGAACACCUUGAACUUGGCCCGGUAGCAAAUGGGCAACCAGUGCAGAUCUCUGAGCAGAGCUGUGUUAUAUGCUGACAUCGGGCUUGCACUCUUGCUAUGGCAUUCUGCACUAACUGCACCUUCGGGAUCAAGCACGAGGGAAGCCCCACUGUCAAGUGUGUAAACCCCCCCCCCACACACACUAUUCCCUACAUUCAGAUAACUCAAUCAGUGGAGCACACUGCAAUUCUAAUUAACAAAUGCAUCUAGAAUCUCUGGUUCCCUGAAAGGUUGUUUAUACUCAUGCAGUUCUCAGGGUUACCCAACUCUGCUAAAGAUCACCUUGUGUGGCUGUUGCCAUUUUGGCUGUAAAAACAACAGCACCAGGUGAAUCGCAUAAGAAUAUGGGGUGGAGGGUCUAACCCUCUAUAUAAAUUUUCCAAACAGACAAACUUGCAGUUUGGUCUUGUUGAACCAAUAUGAAAUUGUAAGGGGUGGGACACACACACAGUUUUUAAAAACCAAUUCACAUGUGUUCUUCGGUGUCUUUGUUCAAUGAUAACUCACAUCCAUUAAGAGCUUUACUUCUGAGCAGAUUCUUUCUGAGGUGUGAUCUGUUUGAGUAGAGAUCUAAUUCUGAUUUUUCUCUCCCUUCCACCUUAAUUAACUCUCUGAAGUGUGAAGUUCCAGAAGGUGGGCUGGUUCCCAAAUCUCUAUACCGUACAGCAGAAGAACUGGAAAAUGAAGAUAUAAAGUUGUGGACAGAAACAAUUUAUCAGUCUGCAAGCGUCUUCAAAGGAGCUCCCCAUGAGGUGACUUUCCUUGUUUUCUUUCUUGCAUCCAAUUGUCUAUCCAUGACAGACAAGCUCAGGUCUUCAUUGGUUUGACAUGGGCUUCAUGCCAACUUUGUGCAAUUAGAGGUGCUUCAGAUGAUAUUUCAGCUGGUCCACUCUCAAAAUAAUUGUUCAGCUCAGUAGAGGAAUCUUCUUCUUCUCUUCCACAGUUAGAAAAAUGCUACCUUAAGCAUUUUCUAUUCACAGCAGAGGAGCUCAAAUCUUAUUCAGCUUUGUUCAGCUGUUUUGUUAGUAAUGCAAGCCGGCCUCACAUGAACAGUUAUUGGUAAGAGUGGACUUUCUGAAACAUCUUCUUAGUUCCUUCUAAGUCCUUUCUUAUGAGCUUGUGUUGGUGAACAAUGCUGAAAUAAGGGGAAGAAGUAGAGAGGCACACAACUCCACCCCCAUUUUUAGUCUAACAUUGCUUUCCUGCAGUCUGCUAAAAGUAGUAGCAAGGGGGCUGCCUCAAAAGAUAAGGGGGUCAAGCCCUUCUGGCCCACCUGUAAUUUGAGCACUGCUCAAAUGACUGUUCCUAGUCCUGCUGUGAAGGCAACCCUUGACUCCCCCCCCCCCUUACUAAACUUUUUUUUGCAGAAAACAAGAUGCGGUGCACUUUGAAUACACUCAGUUGGUGCCUGUAGCAUACUUUUAAUCUACAUUUUUAUUAUGUGGUAACUGGAAGAAUAUUGAUGCAGUUGAGCCACCUAUUUUCCCCCAGCAGCAUUUAUUGAAGGGCCAGUCUUUUAAUCUGCAUUUCCUUAAAGCAGCAGGAUGGAGAUAUGCUAGAUGUAGAAACUGUCUUUCUCCAGUGUCUUUCGAUCACUGGAAAGCCUAUAUUAUUGUCUUAUUACUUGGCCUUCACCUUAAGGUCCCAGGGCAGGUUACAACAAUUAAAAACACAUCAUCAUUAAGAAACCUCAACAUUGCAAAAAACCACAAUCACAAAAAUUAUCAUCUAAUAAGAAUAACAAUAACAUCUAAUGAAAAGUAACAAAAGUUCAGACAAUUGCCUAUAUUAUAUUUAUACUUCCAACUAUUCUGCAUUAGAAGUAUUCAAGGCUGUUUUUUAAAAAGAGAUUACUUUGCCCAUGCCAUCGGAUGCAUCCAGUUAGAUGCUCUCUCAUGCUGCUUUAACAUCCAACUAUUGACAAACAGCGAGCUUUCAAAAUGGCAGCAAGGGCUGCCAUAUCUCCUUGCUGUCAUAAAGCCAAGGGUGAAUUCGUUCUUCCCCAACCCCCUUUUCUAUGGCUUCUGAAAUAACAUGCUUUUUUAUUUAUUUAAUUGUAGGGCCUAAAUGAAAACUGACUGUGUAAUUUGACUUUGUACUGCUUUUUAAAAUGUUUGUUUGUAAAUGUUACACAGUUGGAUGCAGAAGCAAUUAAACUCUUGCAUCUGGCUACAGAAUCCCUCAUAGCAGGUUUUGUAGCAAAUAUAAACACAAUGGGUUUCUACGCCAGAGCAUUCGAAGUGUGUGGAAUUUGACAGCAGCACCAAAUUGGCUCUUCUCAUUGAAAGGCUUUUUGCUUUGACCGAGCUUUUAAUAUAAUUAUCCUCCAACUCUCUAGAUCUUCAUUCAGAUUGUGGAAGCUUCGUCUGUGAUCACCUGGGAUUUUGAUGUUUGCAAAGGUGACAUUGUAUUUAACAUCUAUCACUCCAAGAGGGCACCACAGCCUCCGAAAAAGGACUCCCUGGGGGCCCACAGCAUUACUUCUCCCGGUGGCAAUAAUGUGCAACUGAUAGACAAAGCCUGGCAGCUGGGGCGGGACUACAGCAUGGUGGAGUCUCCGCUUAGCUGUAAAGAAGGGGAGAGCGUGCAGGUGAGAACCAGCCUCUAAGCAAAAUCCAUGUUGUUAGGUUACUUUCAACUGGCUUCUACCCCAAACAGAAGUCACUGGAAUUGGUAACAAGAGACUACAGCAGGGGUUGGGAAACCCAUGAGACUCUUGAUAUCAGAGUUGUGGGUUUGAGCCCCAUAUUAGGCAAAAAUCUCCUGCAUUGCAGGAGGUUGGAUUAGAUGUCCCUCUUGAUCCCUUCCAAUUCUAUGCCCUUGGAGAUGUUUUGACUCCCAAUGCAACAUCAACCCCAGCUAGCGCAACUUAAGUGAUGAUGGGAGCUGUAGUCAGUAAUGCCUCAAGGGCUACAACACUCUUGGGGUGGGCUAUCUGAUCACAACCAACAGUAACUGGGCAGAUCUAAGAGAAUUCUUAAGUUCCGAUGAAUAGUUGCCUUGCGUCAUGAGUGGUCUUAUUGAAUGUAUGUAGUCUUACUGUUUGCUGUGGAAUGGUAAGGGAUUUUAGGAUGGUGCUGGUCAGUUUUUAAAAGGAAAGCCCUGGGAUUGCCAGCCACUUCCUAUCCCCAGAUAUAUCAAUCAAGUAUUUGAGAAGAAGAUCCAGCCAAUGGGGGUUGGGGGAGCUGAGUAUCACCACAACUGUAAGGCUGAAACACUUUGCAGCCCAUCAGUUUCCCACAACACUAAAAUGGCCACAUACAACAUUCUGAGAGGUGAUUAUCUAGCUGUGAGUCCUGGAAGACCUGGUUCCUAUGGUCCAUCUGGGGAAGGUGGGGCCUUGACUGACUCCAGCUAUAAAGGCUAAACCUUCUGUUCAAGUUGCCUACAGGCCACCUGCAUGGGGUUUGUUUCAGGAUUGUUGUUGGAGUAAACAGUUUUAGAGAAGAUUUAUACUGCUGCUUCUUCACUAUGAGUCGCAAACCAGAGUUGUGAAUGAAGCUCAUUGGGAUUCCCUCCCCCCCCCCCCCCGCUUUGCUUUCAGGGGUCCCAUGUGACAAGGUGGCCUGGUUUCUACAUUCUCCAGUGGAAGUUUCACAGUAUGCCUGCUUGUGCUACAACCAGCCUGCCUCGUGUGGACGAUGUCUUGGCAUCUCUACAGGUCUCAUCUCAUAAGUGCAAAGUGAUGUACUACACAGAAGUAAUUGGGUCAGAAGAUUUCAGGUAUGCUUUUGCAAGCACCAUGCCAGGGAAAUCCUAAUGGAAAGACCCCUGAAAGGAAAAUAAAAAAUAGUUCUUACGAUUUGCUUGGUUGAAAGGCAAUGCCGUGAAGGCCUUUUAAACAUGGAAGAAGGGUCCUUGCAGUUCUUCCACUUUGCCAGAAUUGCUUAGAACAGCAAUGUUGUGAAAGUACUUAUUGCACAUCAAAUACGAGUAUUAAGUAAAGUUGGCAGGAACUAGGGAAAGAAAGGGGGAGGGAGGGAGGUGAAGCUUUUGUGAAUAGAGUUACCUGACCACCAAGAAUCAGGGAUGCAGCAGUAAAACUGCUAGCAUGUUUGCAAAGCUAAGCAAGGUCCAGUAUGGUUUCAAAUUGGAGGGAGGAUCAUGUGCAUUUCAAAGGGUUGGACUAGAUGACUGUUGGGAUCCAUUUUAGCUCUAAAGGGCUCUAAAGCUGAAAGGAUCCUAAAACUGCACGUAUAUUUUGUGAAGGAACAGAUUCUCAUGAAGCCGAACUCGUAUGUGAAAUGCCUACUUGAAUACCUCUAAUGGUGGUUGUGUGCAGAAUCUAGAGUAGACAACCUGAAAAGUUGGUUGCCCCUAGUUUCAGAUGCAGUUGGGCCCAAAGAUCACAAAACUGCCUCACUCUGGCUGCAUAGUAUUGUGCAAAUCCAUUGGCAUAUUUAAAACUUCGUGGUUUGGAUACAACCUGCAUUUAAGGAGAGCUUUUAAACAAAAUAUCUGGUUCUCAUUCAAGAAGGUCAGAAGUGAAAGAAAUCUCUUUCUCUAUAUCUGAACAUUAUCUUGAAUUGAAAUUCUUUCAAGGGCAUUAAGGACGGAGAAUUCUUAAAUAUUUUCCUACUGAACCAAGGGUUAAAUUGAAAUUUAGAUUGAAGAAAAGAACCCCCCAUUCACUCUGGUUUCUUGGGUUUACCUUACCAUGUAAAUCGGAGAUGAGCAACUUUUUAAUUAUUAUUAUUAUUAUUAUUAUUAUUAUUAUUUCUGUUGAGGACAACAUUCCUUUUAUGGGAGCUCAUAUGCUGGUGGUGGGCAGAGAAUAUACAGAGGUUUUUUAUUAAAAAUAAAUAAAUAAAUAGUGCAACAAACCAAUACAGCUACUGUUCUGGAAAGCACAGGAUAAUGCCAAGGUUGCAGGUUCUAUCUCUGUAUGGGACAGCUGGAGACUGCAUUGCAGGGGGAAGGACUAGAUGAUCCGCAGGGUCCCUUCCAACUUCUGUGAUUCUAUGUAUGAGAGAGGGAACUUCCACCCAACCAGGAUAAUUAACAAAAGCAAAAAGCAAAACAAAAAAACCCACAAGUUUGUAUAAUACCUUACUAUCUGUCUCUUUUGCAGAGGGUCCAUGAGCAGCCUUGAAUCAAGUCACAGCGGAUUUUCUCAGCUCAGUGCUGCUACAACCUCUUCCGGCCAGUCUCACUCCAGCUCCAUGAUUUCCAGGUAGUGCCACUGCCAGCCAAAAGCCAGUUGAUGAGAUGGCCGGACCCUCGUCUGUGGCAGCCAACUGCAAUACAGCUUAAUCAUCGGUGACAAUUGCAAAAACAAAAAAACAUGUGGAAGGCCUUUUUAUAGAUAGUAAAGUAGCUGUGUGUGCAUUUAAUUAUACUGGUUUUGUUUUGAAUUAGAGCUGAAAGCGUAUCCAGUCUUAAUGCGGUAACCAUAGUAUUUCCCCCCUUCCCCAAUCAUAAACAUGCUUGCACAAAUCCUAACCUGGACAUGCAAGGGCUGUUUUGCAAUGAAAGGCGUAAUCAGUGUGGUUGAGAAUUUAUUUUUUAAAAUACCAUCCUUUCAAGACAUUCUAUAGUGCAUUAGAAAUCUAACCUAAAGCUCCUGCCAGUGAGGUUCUCACAAAGCUCAAAAACACUUCCUCCUUUUGUUGCGCUGUGAGAGUCUUCCUCUGCUUCUGCCCAGCAUUUAGGUCUAGAGGAAGGCAGUAGCUAGAAUACUUAACAUUUCAUGAAGUGCCAGCGGGUGCCUGGCUGAACUGCUUACCUUUUUCUCUAGCUCUGUCAUAGGUGAGUGCUGCCUUCGGCGGAGGAAGCAGGAUUUCUGGUCUUCUCAGGCAGCCCUUUUGACAUUCAUACAUUUCACUUAAUCUCACUGCUAAGGGCUUAAUAACUCCAGCUUUGGGCAUUGAAGGGUUUUUCAGGUCUAUAAAGUUACACCUCUGAGCACUGAAGAGGACAGAGCAGACUUGUUUCAACAUCCUAAACUUCCGGAGCCCCAUCUGCCCCAACUUGCAUCUUUUCACCCUGAACCCACUGAAUGCUGGCCAGCUCUUCUGCUCUUCUGCCAAGAGCUGAUGAGUGGAAGGGGGUGGCUCCUCUUUUCUCAGAUUCUUAUCUGUCCUACAACUGCAAUGAAAAUCUCACAUGUCACUAAGAUGCCACCGCAUCCUGUCCAGAACACAAGUGUAGUCUGCUGUGGCUACAAUUAUUGCAGCUUCAAUUUUCCUAUAACCAGGGCUUUAAUUACUAUGCUAAGUGCUCUUUUAAGCACCCGUCCCCUGCUACUUCCUUAAUAUUUGAGAGACUUCAGCUUGAAACCUUGCAUGUAUUUUUUGGAAAGCUCAAAACAUUCAGCCAGUCUUAGAAGUUUGCUGUGUUGCAUCAGACCUUAGUAGCCAGCUAGUUAAAACAUUUCAAAGGCUGCAAAUUACUUGGAAAAGCGGGUAGCGGCUGAAGUUGUAUCCUCUUCAACCCACCCCAGAUCUGAAAUAUAUUUAAAAUAAAAGCCCCUUGUUUAUAAAUAGAACUAGGCCAGAGAAGGAGCUUGCAGAAUAUGAUGGUGCUGUGCUCUGUGGAAAUUGGUUUAGGAUCAGGGUGCCAAAUGCCUAUGUUCGUUUAAAGGCUGUAAAACACUGACUAAAACAGUUUUCCGAAGAAUUAGACAACUAACACUUGUGGUGUUUGAAGUAUUAGGUCAAGGUGACCCUUCGAGUAUUGGUCAAAUUGUAGGAAGGGUGGCAGAAUAUACAUUAGGUCACAAACUCACACAUGCUCUCUUGCUCUCUGUGAUAGCUGCUUAACUAAUAAGACACCCCCCCCCCCCCCAUGAUUUCAGAAGUGGUUUUAAUGCUUGAUAUGCAGUCAUGAACGUAGCUCCUGCCUGAAAGCAGCAUAGUGCCAUGUGCAGCCAGUUAGUGUUCCUGGUGCAAAAGGGCAUGUCCUCUUUUUUCCCCACUUGUAAGGGAUGGUCCCCUCUUUCUCUCUCUCUCUUUUUCUCUCAGAUGGCGAUUUUGCUGA